CAGCAGUUUGCAUCACUCCAAAUCUCUUCUGGAGAGCGCCGAAACACGAUAAGCAAAAAUGCAGAUCUUCGUCAAGACACUCACCGGGAAAACCAUCACGCUCGAAGUCGAAUCGAGCGAUACCAUUGACAAUGUCAAAGCCAAGAUUCAGGACAAGGAAGGAAUCCCACCGGAUCAGCAGCGAUUGAUUUUCGCCGGAAAGCAGCUUGAAGAUGGCCGAACACUUGCUGAUUACAACAUACAGAAAGAGUCAACUCUGCAUUUGGUAUUGAGGCUUAGGGGAGGUAUCAUUGAGCCUUCGCUCAUGGCAUUGGCUAGGAAAUACAAUCAGGAUAAGAUGAUCUGCCGCAAAUGCUAUGCUCGUCUUCACCCUCGCGCUGUCAACUGUCGCAAGAAGAAGUGUGGACACAGCAAUCAGUUGAGGCCUAAGAAGAAGAUCAAGUAGACUGCUGGAUUCAUUGCUUAUCUUGUUUCCAUUUUGUCUCCUCUACUUUAGUUAUUACCAAUGAAACUAAACAGUGUUGCUAUUUUCUGUUGGAGUUUAGUGGCACUCUGCAUUUCAUUGAUUUGCAGUUUUACAUUGUCGAAAUGAAUUGGUUUUCUCCUA
This is a messenger RNA of Salvia splendens (bonfire salvia), 607 nucleotides long. RefSeq names its product ubiquitin-60S ribosomal protein L40. Bases 59 to 445 code for a protein of 128 amino acids. Lineage: Eukaryota; Viridiplantae; Streptophyta; Magnoliopsida; Lamiales; Lamiaceae. The record is from RefSeq and is a predicted model, not a curated record. Gene Ontology annotation, molecular function: structural constituent of ribosome; protein binding. Gene Ontology annotation, biological process: translation. The transcript is spliced from 5 exons. Gene Ontology annotation, cellular component: ribosome.